AUGCGGGAGGGAGACUCCUCAGGCACGGAAACUGCAUAUGCAGCUCGCGGCUUGAGGAUGAAGAAGAGGACCAGCGCAUGGAGGCAAAACGCUACGUUGUUCGCCGUCGGCCUGGCGGCCCUACAACCGGCUGCUGUGGCGGCGCAUGUGUUUCCCUACGUGCCGACGCAGAUUCUCCUGCCGACGGCCUGUGCAGGCGAAUCGACUUGCAGCGGCGCGGACCUGGCCUACGUCUUUUCCCAGAGCGACGAUGGGAGCGUACAGUUUUCCGCCUUCAACUACUCGACGGACGUGGCGGCCGGUGCUCAACCCGCACCGGUAACGACAGACCUACCGUUCCUGAAGAGCCAGCCGGCGACAACGGCCUUCGGGGCCGCAAGGACGAGCAACGGGUCGGUGGUUGUGUAUUCUGGGGCAUGCGACGGAACCGCGGGCUCGCUAUGGAGCUUCUCGAGCGAGGCGACUGGCGAUGGCGGCGGCGGCGGCGGCGCAUGGUCGAAGCGAACGACCACCUCGGGCAGCUCCCAGCAGGGAUCCUCGCGAGGCCCGUAUUUCCUCGGAGGCACCUUGGCGUUUUCGUCGAAGCUCUCGCCCACGAUGGACCAGCCGACGGUUUACACGUACGGAGGCAUGUGUCACGCCCCCAACACGAGCUCCGAAACGUGGCAGUCGAAUGCCAACUACACAAAGGCAAUGAUGAGCUUGGCACCGAGCACACAGGCUGUGGAUACGGCCUACUCGCUCAGCGUGGCAUCCACGGCUGGUCCACGAACGCCCAUUGCUGGAUUUACCCUGACGCAGUUGCCGGCUUCGGUGACGAACAUCUCUGGUGCGGUUUCGCAGCAGGCGGGCUUUGUGCUGCUGGGUGGCCACACGCAAGAGGCAUUUAUCAAUAUGAGCACUGCUGCGGUGUGGAAUCUGCCUGAAGAGUCGUGGUCGUACAUCAAUAUUGGGGGGGCCGAUGCUGCGACGGGAAGCGACAACGUUGAAAGUCGAUCUGGACACACGGCGGUUCUGACAGAGGAUGGGACGUCGAUUGUCGUCUUGGGAGGAUGGGUCGGCGACGUGAGCAACGCUGCUGAGCCUCAACUCGUUGUCCUGCAGCUCGCUCAGACGUAUAGUUCCUGGAAAUGGAGUGUUCCGCGGGAACAGCCUGGCGGAAAGGGGGUGUAUGGCCAUGGAGCAGCCAUGCUGCCCGGCAAUGUGAUGAUGGUGUACGGCGGGUGGGAGACGUCUUCUUCUGGCGGGAGCUCCAAACGUCAAGCUUCGUCUGGUGGUGCGCUGCGCUUCUUCAAUGUCACAUCCAUGUCGUGGUCCGACUCGUAUACCAACCCUACGCCGGGCAAAAUACCCACGAGAAAAGGGUCGCACGAUGCUCCUGGGGCCGGAAACGACGCUAUACAGUCUAGGAAGCUGGGGCUCGGAUUGGGUCUCGGCUUGGGUCUCGUGCUGCUUUUGGGCCUUCUUGUUUUGGCAUUCUGUAUGUGGAGGAAAAGGUUGAAUGAGAGGCGAGAGUCGCGGAGGGACGAGGCCGCCCAGGUCAUGGCGCAAGAUGCGAGGUACUUUUCCCACGAUGCGGAUGAGAUGACGGAACGCGAGGAUGCGUUUCCGUGGCACGUGGCUGGUCACAACGGCCACCAAGGUGUAUCUGAUACAUCGAGGGGUUAUGAAUCUCUUCGAGGGGCGAGGGCGUCUCUCGACGACGGGCAUGGCCGCGCAAUCACGAGAAAGCCAGUCAUGAGCCGGAGCACGAGAGGGGGCUAUGUGCCCGCAGAGACGCGCUUCAACGCGUUCGUCUCACCACCUGGCCGGAUUCAUCCCAUCCUAGAGGAUGAGGAGGACGAAUAUCACGAGGCGCCGCAACAUGUCACGGAGCCACUUACACCAACUUCCGAGGAGCACUCGGAUCCGUUUGUGACUCCCACAGCUACCGCGCCGUCGGUCCUCUCUCCGCCUAGCAAUCGAUCCUCAGCGACGCCGAGUCCCGAAGAGCGCCGUCGGUACGAUGCAGAUGUCCAAAAAUGGGUAUGUGAUGUAGACGCCGUCGACUCGCUGCUGGAGAGGUACAACUCUUCCCGGAAGAGUCGCAGAUCACCUACGCGAAGGAACUCUACGCGCUCGGCGGCUCUGCGAGACGACGAAUCCCGAAGCGGCUCCAACUUGUCGGAAUCAAAUCGCAGCGCGGCGGACAGUCUGCGGCGCUCGCAGUCUAAUCGGAAAUCAAGAAACCUCCUUGGCGGCAUGCUGCUUGGGGGCGAUCAUCCCAAACCUGGCAGUUCUUCCUCGAGCAGUUACAACACGGCAAAAUCUGGCUUCGGGGCGCUGCAGGCCGAAGGGCCUGCCUUGCUGGGACGCGCGACACCAUCCACCGCCGCGAACGCUUAUGACGACGAAGACUUGACUACUCCGUCCUCACCGUCCAAAUCGAAACCCCGGCGAAGCUGGCUCGGGUCCCUUGGCCGCGUCUUCUCCCAAUCAGGCGGUUCGUCGCCAAGAGCACCGUCAGUAAACUCGGCAGUCACGAGACCGGAAACGGAGCAGUACGGCGGCGACUACGAGCCUCGUGCUGGUCUUCCCGGCGAGCUUCUUAGAAGGAAGCAAGGCCGCUUGGACUGGGAGGACGGACCCGAAGCCAGCUCCGUUGCCGGGGGAAGCGAGCAGCCCGAAAACGACUGGGAUAUAGAACGGGCCGUGGAGCAGCGCCUGGUACAAGUCAUGUUUACCGUGCCGAAGGAGCGGUUACGCGUGGUUAACGGCGACGCUGAAUCGCAAAUGGAGGCAGACGACACAUUGCAGAAGGGAGCGAGGCUCAAAGAGACGGACGAGCUGCAUGAGCCUCAGGUUGCCGAGCUGGUUGAUCCGGACAAGAACUCGUCCAUGUCAACGGUUGAGCAGCACGAGAGGCGGAGAGAUGACAGGCCGUACUCUCUGGUUGAGGAUCCGGACUUGUUGCAUGUGGACUUUGCUGAGCCGAGGCUGAGCCACUCGACGGACGACUCGGGGAGGAGGUCGUCUGGCGCGGUUUUUACUGCCGAGGCGAUUCGAUUUGAGAGGCCCAGGACCAAGGUGUUGCAGAUGGUUGAUAGCAUUGAGAGUCGCAGCCAGUCGAACAGUCCGACGAGGGGGCAGGGACAUGGGCAGGACUAG
Molecule: messenger RNA, 3147 nt
Organism: Metarhizium acridum CQMa 102
Lineage: Eukaryota; Fungi; Ascomycota; Sordariomycetes; Hypocreales; Clavicipitaceae
Molecular function (GO): protein binding
Source: RefSeq, a predicted model, not a curated record